Manis javanica (Malayan pangolin) is the source of this 809-nucleotide messenger RNA. It is a transcript of the gene RIPPLY2, whose product is annotated as ripply transcriptional repressor 2. Gene Ontology annotation, biological process: embryonic pattern specification; negative regulation of transcription by RNA polymerase II. The record is from RefSeq and is a predicted model, not a curated record. Lineage: Eukaryota; Metazoa; Chordata; Mammalia; Pholidota; Manidae. Gene Ontology annotation, cellular component: nucleus.
AUGUUGUUUUUCCCCGCGGCCUUGUGUCGAAGAGCGAUUAACGCUCGCUUGACAAACCCCUGCCCGGGCCAUUUGGGAGUUACACGCGUUCACGCCCGGGGUUCAGCCCGUCGGGUCUUCGCGCUCAGCCUUUCGGUCUACGCGGCCGCAGGAGGGAGGGAGGCGCAGAGGGGGCAAACCUCUAAAUACGCGGCAGCCCGAGGGGCCUAUAUAAGCUUGGGUGGCGCGUCCGGAGGCUGGAAGAGGCCAGGCCCACCCGCCAGCCGGCGGCCUUCCGCCGAGCCCCGCCGCGACAUGCAAACCCCGGAGCGCGCAGAACCCCGGGCCGCGAGGGGCGCGCUCGGCCUCCGCCCGCAGUCCGCGGCCCCUGACCGCCAGCCGCGGCGCCGAGGCGCGGACUCCGGACUGCCAGGCUUCUGGAGGCCGUGGGCAGACGCCCGAGGCGGGGAGGAGGCGGCGGCGGCGCCGAGCCCCGACGCGGAGGCGAUGCUGGAUGGCCCCGGAACGAUCGUAGCCUCAGGAAAGCUUUCCCAGUACAGACACCCAGUCAGACUAUUUUGGCCAAAAUCAAAGUGUUAUGAUUACUUAUAUCAAGAAGCAGAAGCUCUGCUGAAAAAUUUUCCAAUUCAAGCCACAAUUUCAUUUUAUGAAGAUUCUGAUAGUGAAGAUGAGAUUGAGGAGCUGAUGUGUGAAAAUUAAUCUGAUUAGUUCCUUUUGAUAACAUUCAAAGCUUGUAGGAUCUAAAUUUAGUGUACAAAUGUAUCAUAAUCCUUUUAAACUAAUUUAUUUGUAUAUAAGUUAUUAAUAAA